Messenger RNA from Cuculus canorus (common cuckoo), 7737 nucleotides. RefSeq names its product cyclin dependent kinase 12 (gene CDK12). Gene Ontology annotation, biological process: protein phosphorylation; transcription elongation by RNA polymerase II; positive regulation of transcription elongation by RNA polymerase II. The transcript is spliced from 14 exons. The record is from RefSeq and is a predicted model, not a curated record. Gene Ontology annotation, cellular component: cyclin/CDK positive transcription elongation factor complex; nucleus. Lineage: Eukaryota; Metazoa; Chordata; Aves; Cuculiformes; Cuculidae. The coding region runs from base 415 to 4881 and encodes 1488 amino acids. Gene Ontology annotation, molecular function: ATP binding; cyclin binding; cyclin-dependent protein serine/threonine kinase activity.
CGUUUCGCGUUCUCUAAGGCCUCGAAGACCCUUGCUGUCCCGGUUCCUGCCCCCUCCCUCCAUAUUCUGCCUUUUCCGGGGCCUUGAGACCCCUUCCCGUCCCAGUUCCUGUCCCUCCUCCCACCUCUCCCUGCUCCCUCCCCCCGUUCCUGCCUCCCUUCUCCCCACUGCACCCCCUCCAGGGCCUCAAAGCCCUUUCCCCUCUCGGUUCCUGUCCCUUCCUCCCUCCCCAUUCCGCCUUCUCCGGGGCCUUGAGGUGCAGAGCUCCCUGCCCCACUCCCCAUGUAGGAGGGGGUGUUGGCGGCAGGGAGGGCUGGGGUGAAUGGUGCCAGGAGUGGGUGCUGAGGAAGUUUAAAGUUUGGGGGUUUUGGAGGAGUCCCCCCCCUCCCCUCUGUCGAGCACAGUGGAGGAGGAAUGCCAAAUCCAGAGAGACAUGGGGGCAAGAAGGAUGGGGGCGGCGGGGGGUCCUCGCAGCAUGCGCCUGGCAGCGGGAGUUCGAACAGCAAAGAGAGGCACCGGGUGGCCUCCAGGCACAAGAGGCAUAAGUCCAGGCACUCCAAGGAGUCACCGCUGGCAGCCCAGGAGGCAGCGGCGACCUUGGGUGCGAUGAUCAAGCCGCUGGUGGAGUACGAUGACAUCAGUUCGGAUUCAGAUACCUUCUCGGAUGAUGUGGCCCUCAAGCUGGACAGGAGGGAGAACGAGGAAAGGAAAGCAGAGAGGAGUGAGAGGAUGCAGAAGCAUCGGCACCACCAGCACAAGCGCAUCCGUGAGCUGAUGAAGAGCAAACAGGCAGAGAAAGAAAGGAAGUUAGAAAAGAGCCUGGAAGCAUCCAGCAGGUCCGGGUCCACCAAGGAGAGGGUUUCGGGAUCCUCCAAGAGACUCCUUGAGAGCGAGGAGCACCCCAAGUCCCUGUCCUCAAAGAGUAGCAACAAGGAGUCUCGCUCAGCCAAAGCACACAAGGAGAAAUCUAGGAAGGAUCGUGAGCUCAAGUCCAGCCACAAAGAGCGCAGUAAAAGCCAUCGGAAAAGGGAUGCUCCAAAAAGUUACAAAACUAUUGACAGUCCGAAGCGGAAAUCCCGAAGUCCCCACAGAAAGUGGUCUGACAGCCCUAAACUGGAUGACAGCCCUUCAGGAGCCUCCUACAUCCAGGAGUAUGACCUCAGUCCUCCCCGCUCUCACACAUCCAGUAACUACGAUCCCUACAGGAAGAGCCCCAGCGGCUCCUCGCGCAGGCAGUCCAUCAGCCCACCCUACAAGGAGCCUGUGGCCUACCAGUCGAACACACGCUCUCCCAGCCCCUACAGCCGGCGGCAGAGGUCCAUAAGCCCCUACAACCGGAGACGCUCCUCCAGCUACGAGAGAGGCAGCGGGUCGUACAGCGGGAGAUCGCCGAGCCCCUACAGCCGACGGCGCUCCAGUAGCCCUUUCACCACGAAGCGGUCCGUGAGCCGAAGCCCCAUUGCCAGGAAGUCUGUGAAGUCCCGAAGCCGAAGUCCUGGCUAUUCCAGACACUCAUCAUCUCACAGUAAAAAGCAGAGAUCUGGCUCACGCAGUCGUCAUUCCAGUAUAUCGCCGACCAGGCUGCCGCUCAACUCCAGUCUGGGGGCUGAACUCAGGAAGAAGAAGGAGCGAGCGGCAGCGGCAGCGGCUGCGGCCAAAGUGGAUGGAAAGGAGGCAAAGGGCUCACCUGUUUUCCUGUCUAGGAAGGAGAACAGCCUAGCUGAGCUUAAGGAGUCUGGAACAGAGUCGAAAAAGGUCAUCAAAACUGUUAAAUCUGAAAAAUCAUCUUCAGAUACGGAAUUAGUUAGUUUACUGCAUGCAAAUGCAGAGACUAAAACCCCUGCAGAGACAAAAACCAAGGCAGAGGAGAACUCCGAGAGGAAGCAUCCUGUUCCAGUUAGAGAUUCAAAACAGUUGGGAACAAAAGACUCGAAGCCUAUAGCAGCGGCAGAGGAUCUCCUCUCUCCAAAAGAGACAGACACUGUGGAGAAGGAGGUCCCACCCCCGCUACCCUCAAUAAAAUCACCUCCUCCGCCUCUGCCGACAACCACACCACCACCUCCAACUCCACCGCUGCCACCUUUGCCUCCAUCACCUGCUGUUCCGCCUUUGCCGCCAUCCCAACCGACUCCCGUUCAGGUCCCUACGUCAGCCCCGACGUCUUUGCCAUCUUCCUCCCACACAAGGACGUCUACUUUAUCCUCUCAGGUGAACUCUCAGUCCUCUGUCCCAGUCGCUACAAAACCACAAGUGUCUGUGACGGCUGCUAUCCCACACCUGAAAACUUCAACGUUGCCUCCGCUUCCGCUCCCCCCUAUUUUAGUUGGGGAAGAUGACUUGGAUAGUCCAAAAGAGAUUCUUCCUCCAAAACCUGUGAAGAAAGAUAGAGAGCAGAGACCACGACACUUACUCACGGACCUCCCGCUCCCUCCAGAGCUCCCUGGAGGGGACCCAUCUCCUCCUGACUCCCCGGAACCAAAGGCAGCCACACCACCUCAGCAACCCUUCAAAAAGAGACCAAAAAUCUGUUGUCCUCGGUAUGGGGAAAGGAGACAGACGGAAAGUGACUGGGGGAAGCGUUGCGUGGACAAGUUUGAUAUUAUUGGGAUUAUUGGAGAAGGGACAUAUGGGCAGGUGUACAAAGCCAAGGACAAGGAUACAGGUGAACUGGUAGCUCUCAAGAAGGUGCGGCUAGACAAUGAAAAGGAAGGCUUCCCCAUCACGGCCAUCCGCGAGAUCAAAAUCCUUCGGCAACUCAUCCACCGCAGUGUUGUUAACAUGAAGGAAAUCGUCACGGACAAACAAGAUGCACUGGAUUUCAAGAAGGACAAAGGUGCCUUUUACCUUGUGUUUGAGUACAUGGACCAUGACCUAAUGGGGCUGCUAGAAUCCGGCUUGGUACACUUCUCAGAGGACCAUAUCAAGUCUUUCAUGAAACAGUUAAUGGAGGGGCUGGAUUACUGUCACAAGAAGAAUUUCCUCCAUCGAGAUAUUAAGUGCUCCAACAUCUUAUUGAACAACAGUGGGCAAAUCAAACUUGCAGAUUUUGGACUCGCCCGACUCUACAGUUCAGAGGAGAGCCGUCCAUACACGAAUAAAGUCAUUACGUUAUGGUAUCGACCUCCAGAAUUGCUGCUAGGUGAGGAGCGCUACACGCCAGCCAUAGAUGUGUGGAGCUGUGGCUGUAUCCUUGGGGAACUGUUUACAAAGAAGCCUAUUUUUCAAGCCAAUCUGGAACUGGCUCAGCUUGAAUUAAUCAGCCGGCUCUGUGGGAGCCCCUGUCCAGCGGUGUGGCCGGACGUCAUCAAGUUGCCCUACUUCAACACUAUGAAACCGAAGAAGCAAUACCGAAGGCGCUUGCGGGAGGAGUUCUCCUUCAUUCCUUCGUCUGCGCUCGACCUGCUGGACCACAUGCUGACGCUGGACCCUGGCAAGCGCUGCACAGCAGAACAGGCCCUGCAGAGCGACUUCCUGAAGGAUGUUGACCUCAGCAAAAUGGCACCUCCAGACCUUCCCCACUGGCAGGAUUGCCAUGAGCUGUGGAGCAAGAAACGCCGGCGGCAGCGGCAAAGCGGGAUUGCAGUGGAGGAGCCACCGUUAUCAAAAGUUUCUCGGAAAGAAACUACCUCUGUUACAAGCACAGACCCUGUCAAAAACCACAGCAGUCCUGUGCCCCCCCAGCCUGCCCAGCAGAAAACAGAGUCUGGCACUGGAGACACAGUAGCAGGCCUCGGGGACAUCACCCAGCAGCUGAAUCAGAGCGAACUGGCUGUUUUACUGAACUUGCUGCAGAGCCAGACGGAUCUGAGUGUCCCGCAGAUGGCUCAGCUGUUGAACGUGCACUCUAACCCAGAGAUGCAGCAGCAGCUGGAGGCUCUCAACCAGUCCAUCAACGCUUUGACGGAAGCUACCGCGCAGCAGCAGCACGAGUCUCAGGCGGUGGCGGCAGCAGCAGCAGAGGAAGCCAUUGAAGAGCCUCCUGCGGAGGCCCAGCUACCGGAGGAGCAGGCGACUCCAGAAACAGCCAGCGCUCAGGGAGAUAUGCAGAACGUGCUGGCCGUUCUGCUCAGUCAGCUGAUGAAGAGCCAGGAGCCUGUGUUACCCCUGGAGGAGAGCAACGGGGAGAAGAGCAAUGAGCAACGGGGGCCAAGAAAAACCCCAACAAUGCAUCCGGAGGAAAGUACAGCAUGUCCUCCUCGCAUUCUCCCACCAGAGAAGAGACCCCCCGAGCCCCCCGGACCACCACCGCCGCCACCACCUCCUCUGUCUGAAGGCGAUCUCUCCAGCGCAGCCCAAGAGUUGAACCCGGCCGUGACGGCUGCGCUCCUGCAGCUCUUUUCCCAACAAGAAGCGGAGUCGCUCAGCCACGCGACGCACGAACACCAAGCCUCGAGAGCCACGGACUAUGGCAGGUCCCACUCCUCCAGGACUUACAGCACCGAGGGCUCAGAGGGGGGAUUUGGUGCCGAGGAACUGAAUUCAGGCCAGACACUUCUAGAACCCUCUGCCCAGCCUCUGGGAAAAAGCAGGACCUUCUUGGGCUCCGUGAGCCACCUUGGGGAGACGAGCAAUUACCAGGGCACAGGAUCUGUCCAGUUUCCAGGGGACCAGGACCUCCGCUUUGCCAGAGUCCCCGUUGCCGUCCACUCGGUUGGGCAGUCUUUUACGAAAACCGAGGGAAGCAACAACACGCUGGGACAUCCAGAGGCCAAAAUUCAAAACUACAGCGAGUUGGGAGCAGGAAGCGCCGGUUCCAGUGGGGCAGGAACAGGUCACAGCUGGGGUGCUCCAACCCAGGCGACUUCUUCCUACGGGAAGGCGUUCCGCGGGCCCGGCAGAGUGCCUCCGCGUGGGGGACGGGGAAGAGGGGUUCCUUAUUGAGAGCUGCGCCUUUCGCGUGCAGGUCCUCCCCUCCCUCGCCUCCACCUUUAGCGACAUGACUUCUUUUGUUGCCAGAGCAAGGUCUCAUCCGCAUUUCAGCUGCUGCAAAGCUCUCCCUGUUGUAUUCCUUGCUAGGCUGCUGGCGGGCAUCCCGGGACUCGCCGUGGCGUUCCCACUCGGAUCUCUUGCCGGCCAAAACCUCUCACGCUUGGUUAGUGACAAAACCAAACCCCACCGCAAACGGCGGGGGGGAAGCUUUCUGCCCUGAGCCAGCAGGGAAGGGGGGGGAUUGUUUAAAAAGAGGAGGAAUGAAACAAAAACCCACGCGGGAAGAAGGAAAGAAAUAUUUCCCGAGCUGGGCACCGGUGCUUCUCGGUGGGGGAAGCACGGGCUGGUGUUCAGGUAGGGCUGGGAGAGUCUGGUUCCCAAAGCAAUUCUCUUUUUUUUGGUUUAUUUUCCCCAAUCCCCUUUUGAAAAAUGAAAGAGGAGAAAAGAAAAAGAAAGAAAUGGGAAUAGAUGAAUGCAGAGGCGCCUGCGUCUGUUCCCCUGGCUGGGGAGACCCAGGAGGUGGCACUGGCUUGUGCUCAAUUUAUCCGACAGUGCUUUCUUUCCAUAAAGCAUCCGGCUGUCCCUCUCCUCCGGCUCCGUGCCGAGGCUGGGCGGCUCCGGCUCCAGAUCCCAUCUCAUCUGACAGCAGCCUUAGUAAAUCGGCUUUUGUGAAGGGUCUCUUUGGGUUUUGUCUUUCUCCUGCCAUAACUUUGUGGUGGGGAAUAGUCUUAUUUUUCUUCUUCUUUUUGUUUUUAAGAGCUGAAGAGAACACGUCACUGAAACCUGUGUUUCUUUGUAACUCCAAAACUAAAGAAAACCCAGUUCCUGGGGAGAAGCACCACCAGGCAGGAGCAUCUUUUGCACCCGGCAUCCCUUGGAACCGGUGUGCUUGUCCCAACAGAGCCAAUCGCGCUCCCCAAGCGACAUCCCAGUACUUUGAGUUUUCCCAGGCGUUGCUGUAUCCUCCCUAUCAGCAUCUAUUUUUGUUGUUAUCGAGGCCGUAUUUACAAUGAAUUUUCUCCUCCCGCAGCCCAUUGCGAUGUUGUCCAUUUCAAUGAGACUUAAACAAAAGAGAUGAAUAAAACAAAGGUACAUAUUUAUGAGCUUUUUUUUGUUCUGAGUAGGCCUUUCCUAUGGAAAACGAGAUGGUUCGUAGGUUAAUUUUAGAGACGAGAGUGUUCUGAGGUCUUAAACUCGAGGGGAUGAGAACUUCUUGCUACUAACAGGAUUGGAUUUUGUUUCUUUUUUUUAUACAGAGAGAUAAAUUUAAAACUAAAAAAGCACCGGAAUAGGCGGUGCUUCUCUAACAGAGGGAAAAACCUGCCUUACACAGCCUGCUGUGCGCCAGAGGAAGGAGGGGAGAAAGAGAAAUACCUAUAUUUACAUACGCACUGCGUGUGCAGGGACCAGCACCCAGGAGCGGCACAGUUUGCAAAAUUCCAAGUAUCAGUUUGUUGGGGUUUGGGUUUUGGUGGUGGUUUGUUUUUGUUUUUUUUCAUGCAGGCAAAAAAAAAAGAAAGAAAAAAGAGUUCUGUAAGGUGCAGAGUGCACUGAAUAAACCAGUCACCUCGUCAGAGGGUUAAUUUCUAUAUUUUUUCUUCUCUCCGCUGCACAGCCGCCAGCCUGGGUCCACGGUGGAGCUUUGGGGAUUGUUUUUCAGGCUUUUCUUCCCGAGCCCAUCCAAUUUGGAAGGAAAAAGUCGUGUUCCAGUGCUGAAUCCUCUCUCAGGAAGCUGGUGCCUAUUUAUUGUCUUUCCAAAUUGGCAGAUUCCUAGAAAAGCCUGCUGAGGAGCUGCUUCUUAGCCCGACACCGCGAGCCUGACCUUCCCGCGGGCUCUGCAACGCUCCUCGGUGCUAAAGCUCCUCCAGCUUUGAGGUUGUGGUUUUGCAAAGGCAGCGCAGGUGCUGGUGUCUGUCGACGGGGUUUCGGUGGUGCCAGUGUUUGUUGGUGUGGUGCUGGUACUGCCAGUAGCUGUUAGCGUGAUGCCAGUAUCCAUUUCCGUGGCACUGGUGGUGCCAGUAUCCGUUAGUGCGAUGCCAGUAGCUGUUGGCGUGGCGCUGGUGGUGCCAAGUCCCCGCCAGCCCCUCGGGAUCCCUCUCUGGCCCCAAUUCCUUUUGCUGCGGUGGUUGUGAAUGCGCCGAUGCCCUCAGCAAUGCCAGGACCUGCGAGGUGGGCUCCUGCCCCUCUGUCCCACCCGGAGCAAAGGAUGAACACCCCACAUCUCCAUCCCUUGCUCCGGGUGGCCAACGGCGUUUGUCCUUGUCCCUAUGAGACCAGGUCAGCCGGAGCUUCUGCCAAAUGGGGAUGUCACCUCUGAGCAUCUGAGGGGGGUUUGGGCAGAGCUGUGGGGCUGGUGGGGACCCUGCUUCAUCCCCAGUGGCUUUUCUUAUCUGGUCACAGCAAGAGGCUUUCAGUCCUGGCGAGGGUGAAGGGUGGACGCGGGGACCGAGCUGUGGCCGCUGCUCGCUGGGCUGCGGGGCCGCUCGCGCCCUCCCAACCCCUCUUCUGGUUUGUCUUUAUUUCCCUUUUUUUAAAGGGUCUCUGUAUGAAGCAAACAAAAGGAUUUACCAGGGGUGGGGGAAUAUGUAUUUAGAAGGAUUUAGAACGCGGUGCGGGUUACAGAGUUGGGAAUUCACCCCUCCUCUCCUCCUUCUCACGCAUCGGGUCCGGGUUCCGUGCCGAUGCCCAACGCUGCAGCCGGUUCCCCAGCAGAGAAGCGUCUGGGGAGGCUCUCGCUGUACCUCUCCCGAGUUUCGGUUUGAGACUGAGCGCACCUUUUUUUGGUUGUACCUUUGUCUCUGUACAGAU